AUUCUAAUUGUGGAUUUCCAAUUUGAUUUUGGAGUAGGACUUAGGAACUGAAUGCGUUGCGGAUCAUCAUGGACCUUCAAAGAUGAACUUUUAAAUUUUCACCUUCGGUCCACUCCUAAUGUUUGUGAUGUGGGAUUUGCUCGUAGGUUCCAAGUUCUUCAGUGGGGGCAAGAUGGACAAGGCGGGAAGUGGUGAUUUGUCCCUUUGAAGUCAAUUUGUUUGGUUAUUGGUAAAAAUUUUAACUCCUUACCUUUUCCAAAAUCAAAGUUAGCUCGGUUAAGCUUUUGUUGGUUAAUUUGUUAUAGCCUUGGUAUACUUGGUCAUCGUAUGGAAAACUAACAAAGGCUUAUUAAUCUU
Messenger RNA from Rubroshorea leprosula, 357 nucleotides. Lineage: Eukaryota; Viridiplantae; Streptophyta; Magnoliopsida; Malvales; Dipterocarpaceae. The record is from the annotation of a GenBank genome assembly.